AUUUUUUAUUACACACAGACGUCAUCCUUGGGAUUAUCCUUCUGAUUAUCAUAAUUAUCGAUUCCCCGUGCCUCUCAAACAAACCAAAAGGUAUGGCACACCAAUCCACUACCCUUUUCACCAUUUUUAAAUGUCGCACAGUUUAAAAGCUUCGUUAAAGUAGUAUAUUGUGUUGGUGUGUAUGGUAUAAAUGUGGAUCUGUCAAUCAUCAGAUGUUUAUCUGCAGUAAAAGUUCAUGCCCUAUAAGAAAAAGAUGUGGGAUUUUCUUUUUCUAGGCUAGGUCUGGCGCUUUUUUGCUUAUGCAGGCUAACUGUUCGACAAAAGUCCUUAGACCCUUUACUUUGUUUUUUGAGUGGAUAAUAGUAUGGUUAAUCGUGGAGAAAAGUUUACCAUAAAGAAACAAUUGGGAUGGAGGGAAAAAUCUUAGGAAUCACGACUAUGAUAUUGUCCACUUUGAGUAUAAGCUCUUGUAAUUUUGUUUUGAGUUUCUCCUAAAUACCUUAUUCCAAUAGGGACGUAUUCUUUAUUUAUAGAUCCAUGAUCCUUCUCUAAAUUAGGUGGGACUCCUUUCAAUGAAGAACUUUUUAGCAAAAUAAGGUAGACAUUCUUUUUACUACUCGCUUAGUUCUGUUUUGAAAUUCAAAGGAUGCAGCUACCCAUGUACAAGAUUUCUUACUUUACAUUGUGAUAAAGUCGGUGAAGGACAAAUGAGUAACCAUGGCAAUCAUGAAGAUGGCUUAUGGACGAUGUCAGUUUAAAUGGAAAACAAAAAGCAGCAAAAACAAAUGCACUAUCGACCUUGAAAUGGGGCCAUUUUUUAGUAUGUAAAUGGAAUUCGUGUCCUCUUUCUGGCUUUCAUUUUCCUCAAUAAAGUGAGAGAAUCUUGAAACUCGGGUCCAAAACGUGACUUCCCAUUUCAUUUUUCUCUGUUAAAUACCCCAAAUGAGCUCUGAAGACUGAACGAAUAAGUCAUGCUCGUCUCUCUCAACUCAGAUAAGGAAAUGAGCUCAUGUUUCGUUAAGUGUUCAUCAACUCGGCUGGAGAACAUUGAUGAAAAUGGCCCUGCAAGUUGGUUACCGAGUUCAUGUGUUCUACCUGAAACCCCAAUUGAGUCCAUGGAGUUUCUUGGCAGAUCCUGGAGCCUUUCGGCUAAAGAGCUCUCCAAAGCUCUUUCCACUGCCAAUGCUCCAAGUCAUGUUCAAAAUUCAGUGGUUGGAUUUCUUAGUGCUGAAGCACAUGAUUCAAACUCCACAGUCUUGAGGGAACCACUACGUCCACACUUACCCAGUGGAGAUAGUCCUCCUGCUUCCCCAAGAGGAAGUGACGAAAUGAAGGAUCUAGUAUUACUUCACCAAGCAUUGAAUCCAGAGUUCCUUUCCAAUCAGCAUCUACUUGGAAAUGGGCUAUAUAAGAGCAUAUUGAGAGGCAACAAAACAUUGGGGAGGUGGAUGAAGGAUCAAAAAGAGAGGAAGAAGCAGGAAAUCAGAACACAGAAUGCUCAAUUACAUGCAGCUGUAUCUGUGGCAGGUGUUGCUGCUUCAGUAGCAGCAUUUAUUGCAACGCUCGUGCCGCAAGAAACAUCAUCAAGUAAUCAGAAAUGGCCAUCAAAGACAUCAGCAGCAAUUGCUUCUGCAGCUGCUUUAGUUGCAUCUCAUUGCAUAGAGAUGGCAGAGGAAAUGGGAGCUAGCCAUGAACAUAUCUUGAAUGUAGUUAACUCUGCCAUCAAUGCUAGAACUAAUGGAGAUAUCAUGACCCUAACAGCAGGAGCAGCUACAGCGUUAAGAGGAGCUGCAACCCUCAGGUCAAGGCUUGAGAAAGGGUUGGGAGGCACAAACUUUGGGGCGGGAGAGGACAAGGUAGAAGAAGAAGGGAAAGAAUCAAACAUCUUGAUAGCUAUUAACUUCGUUUCCAGAGGAGGAGAGCUUCUCAAACGCACAAGGAAAGGGGUUCUCCACUGGAAGCAAGUUUCUUUCAGCAUAAAUUCUGAUUGGCAGGUAGUGGCAAAAUUGAAAAGCAGGCACAUAGCAGGAACAUUUACCAAAAACAAAAAGUGUGUGAUCUCAGGUGUGAACUGUGAUGUCGCAGCAUGGCCCGAGCGGGAAACGGAAUCGGACGGCGACGAGCAGAGGGCUUACUUUGGUAUAGUAACAACAGAUAGAACAAUAGAGUUUGAAUGCAAUGGAAAAGGAGAAAAACAGAUGUGGAUUGAGGGGAUACAAUAUAUGAUGAACUUUCGUGCCUACAUGAAAUGAUUCUGACCCUAAAAGAUUGAAGGAAUGUCAUGAAGCUGCUUUCUAUAGUUUGUUGUGUUCUUCUGUUGGAGACUGUUACCCAAGAAUCUUUCAAAGAUUUGAGAUCCUCUUGUAGUUUCAAGUUCUUGACAAACAAUGAAUUGGGGCCUUUCAA
Messenger RNA from Cucurbita pepo subsp. pepo (vegetable marrow), 2406 nucleotides. RefSeq names its product VAN3-binding protein. Lineage: Eukaryota; Viridiplantae; Streptophyta; Magnoliopsida; Cucurbitales; Cucurbitaceae. The record is from RefSeq and is a predicted model, not a curated record.